AGAUUGCACUUUCACAAUGAAAUGAGGGAGGCGAAGGGCUGAUCUCUCAGAUAUUUGACUGGUAAACCAGUACCUUUUCUAGUAGAUGUGACCAUAGGGUAAAUUCUCUCUAGGCUAGAUAAACGGAGGAGUUUAUUUAGUGUUUUAGCAAGCUUUAUUGCCUCCAUAGGUAACAAUUAUUUGCAUUUCCUAGAGUAGGGGCUAAGACGCGCCCUGGAAUCUUUCCUUUUUGAUGUGGCUUUUCCAAUGAGGUCAGACUUCCCUGAAGGCUAUCCUGAAUAGUCUUUUCUGCCUGAGUAGUGGCCAACACACGGGCAGGUUUGCAAGCUUUCUCUUCGUGCAGAUCCGUCCAAAAACGUAGGUGACAAACGGUCACUCGAAGAUCUUUGCAGGAUCCUACUCAGGAACCCAAGCGCGCCUGCGCGUCGGAGCCCUUUUGUGGCUGGGGAGGGGGUCCGGUUGCGCAUGCGCAUUAGGCCGGCACCGACAAGUGCGCUGCACCAUUGGCACCGGCUGGGGGCGAGCCGACCUCAAGCAGCCGCCGCCACCGCCGCCGUCGUUGCUACUGCCGCAGCGGAGCUCAGAGGGCCCAGACGUGGGAGACUUCCCACAUGGUGACUGAGAUGUCGUCCACUGCGGCUUUUUAUCUUCUCUCUACGCUAGGAGGGUACUUGGUGACCUCAUUCUUGUUGCUUAAAUACCCGACCUUGCUGCACCAGAGAAAGAAGCAGCGAUUCCUCGGUAAACACAUCUCUCACCGCGGAGGUGCUGGAGAAAAUUUGGAGAAUACGAUGGCAGCUUUUCAGCAUGCGGUUAAAAUCGGAACUGAUAUGCUAGAAUUGGACUGCCAUAUCACAAAAGAUGAACAAGUUGUAGUGUCACAUGAUGAGAAUCUAAAGAGAGCAACUGGCAUCAAUGUAAACAUCUCUGAUCUCAAAUACUGUGAGCUCCCACCUUACCUUGGCAAACUGGAUGUUUCAUUUCAAAGAGCAUGCCAAUGUGAAGGAAAAGAUAACCGAAUUCCAUUACUGAAGGAAGUUUUUGAGGCCUUUCCUAACACUCCCAUUAACAUCGAUAUCAAAGUCAACAACAAUGUGCUGAUUAAGAAGGUUUCAGAGUUGGUGAAGGAGUAUAAUCGUGAACACAUAACAGUGUGGGGUAAUGCCAGUUAUGAAAUUGUAGAAAAGUGCUACAAAGAGAAUUCAGAUAUUCCCAUACUCUUCAGUCUACAACGUGUCCUGCUCAUUCUUGGCCUUUUCUUCACUGGCCUCUUGCCCUUUGUGCCCAUUCGAGAACAGUUUUUUGAAAUCCCAAUGCCUUCUAUUAUACUGAAGCUAAAAGAACCACACACCAUGUCCAGAAGUCAAAAGUUUCUCAUCUGGCUUUCUGAUGUUUUACUAAUGAGGAAAGCUUUGUUUGACCACCUAACUGCUCGAGGCAUUCAAGUGUAUAUUUGGGUAUUAAAUGAAGAACAAGAAUACAAAAGAGCUUUUGAUUUGGGAGCAACUGGGGUGAUGACAGACUAUCCAACAAAGCUCAGGGAUUUUUUACAUAAUUUUUCAGCAUAGAAAAAGAGGUACUUAGAAGUAUUGAAAGAAAAAAUGAAGACCUAAGAAAAAGAUAUUUCACCAUUAUUUCCCUAAGCCAUUUCCAGAAUGGUAAAAGGUUUAAUCAGUUUUUAAUUACCUCAUUUUUAAGCCUGUAUGAGAAUGUAGACACUAUAUAUUAUAUGUAUAUUUAUUUUAAAUAAUAUUGUAUAUUUUAUGUUUGUAAAUUAUUUAGAAAGAUAAUUGGUUAUGAGAUGUAAGUCUUAGUUUCUUAAUAUGCAUUUUAGUUUCUAGAUCUUCUACAGAAAUCUUGAUUAAUAACAUACAUAAAAAUGUUACAUAUACUAUAUCAUCUACAAAAAUCUUGAUCAAUAAUCUAGAAACUAGAUUAUCUUUUAUUAAAAGCAGAUUUAAUAAAAGAUUUAAGAUGGAACCUUGAAUGCUCAAAUAUUUUAAUAGUCCCAAUUACAACUUUUUAUUAUUUAAUGCCUUUUUCUUUUCUUUUCUUUCCUUUACUUUUUUGAAACACAGUAUUGCUCUGUCGCCCAGGCUGGAGUGCAGUGUAGCGAUCUUGGCUCACUGCAACCUCCAUUUCCUGGUUUCAAGUGAUUCUUCUGCCUCAGCCUCUAGAAACGAAAUUAUCUAGAUUGUUGAUCAAGAUUUCUAUAGAUGAUGUAGUGUUCUAUUAUAAGUAAUUCUGGAAUCAAAGACUAUUGGAUACAUUUGGCAUUGGGCCACGUGCGGAGGCUCACACCUAUAAAUCCCAGCACUUCAGGAGGCUGAGGUAGGUGAAUCACCUGAGGUCAGGAGUUUGAGACCAGCCUGGCCAGCAGGACAAAACCCCGUCUCUACUAAAAAUACAAAAAUUAGCCAGGCGUAGUGGUACACAUCUGUAAUUGCAGCAACUUGGAAGACUGAGGCAGGAGAAUCGCUUGAACCCAAGAGAUGGAGGCUGCAGUGAGCCAAGAUAGCUCCACUGCACUCCAGCCUGGGAGACAGAAUGAGACUCUGACUCAAAAAAAAAAAAAAAAAAUUGGCAUUAGCCUUCACUGGAAUACAAUAACUAGUUAGUAAAAGGUUUUUGUUUUUUUUUUUACUUUGACACAGAAUCUCGCUGUUUCACUGAGGCUGGAGUGUAGUGGUGCAGUCUUGGCUCACUGCAACCUCUCCCAGGUUCCAGCAAUUCUCCUGCCUCUGCCUCCCAAGUAGCUGGGAUUACAGGCAUGCCCGCCACCAAGCCCGGCUAAGUUUUUGUAUUUUUAGUAGAGACAGUGUUUUGCCAUGUUGGCUAGAUGGGUCUCGAACUCCUGACCUCAGAUGAUCCACCUGCCUCGGCCUCAAGGUGCUGUGAUUACAGGUGUGAGACACCACAGCUAGCCAGUAAAAGAAAAUUUGAAGGCCAUUGCAGCUAUUUGGUAGUGUAGUGUCUUGUUAUUUUUAAGUACAUCUUAGUUAAAGGGGAAAUAUAAAAUGGAAGAAGAGCUUGGAAAUCAGUGAUGUGUAGUUAUCUGGCAAGUUAUACAUAAUUAGCAGCGGUCAGGCUCAAGAAAAUAAAAAUUGAUUAGUUGAUCAGAAAUAAAAUCCUGUAGAGUGAAUUAGAUUUCUGAGUUGCUAUUGUUAAUGGGAACAUUCUAUUUAAGACCUUUUUCAAGUGUGUAACAAUUCUACCAUGUCCCUUUUUUUAAGCAUUAAAAGUGAACUUAUCAAUUGUAAAUUAAGACAAGAUCCAAAUAGUCAUAUUUUUGUGUUUCCUCUAAAAAAAUGUAAGAUUUCCAAUUUUGGCAUUAACUAACUGAGCCUACAUCUAGAUUUUAAAUACCAUCUUGAAUCCUAAUAAUUAUAGUAAACAGAUGAAAGUGCAUAUCAUUGUUCCUAACACUUAAAAACCCCCAUAAAGAUGUUCCUGAUCCUUAAAAUUCAUUUGAGUAUUCAGUAGAAUUUUCCAAAGCAUUAGACAUGACUUUCUCAGUUUAUCUGAGGCGACUUUGUGCAAAUCUAUUUUUAAUAUAUUUGAUUAAUUUUUAUGAUCUCAGAUUGUGAGGUGAAUAUAAUCAUGAAUAAUAAGUGUCUUUUACCUAGAUUACAUCUCUUGUUUGUAGUUCAGCAAUGAAAGAGCUAUGAAGGAUGACUGUACUCUCCCUCUGUUCCUGGAUGACAUAAAUAUCAUUUGCUUUGUUGUUUAAACUGAAAUAAAGUUUUCCAAGAACAAA
This is a messenger RNA of Callithrix jacchus (white-tufted-ear marmoset), 3757 nucleotides long. RefSeq names its product glycerophosphodiester phosphodiesterase domain containing 1 (gene GDPD1). The record is from RefSeq and is a predicted model, not a curated record. Gene Ontology annotation, biological process: glycerophospholipid catabolic process; N-acylethanolamine metabolic process. Gene Ontology annotation, molecular function: phosphatidylcholine lysophospholipase A1 activity; phosphoric diester hydrolase activity. NCBI's taxonomy places the organism in Eukaryota, Metazoa, Chordata, Mammalia, Primates, Cebidae. Gene Ontology annotation, cellular component: endoplasmic reticulum membrane.